Molecule: messenger RNA, 5958 nt
Organism: Oncorhynchus mykiss (rainbow trout)
Lineage: Eukaryota; Metazoa; Chordata; Actinopteri; Salmoniformes; Salmonidae
Gene: sack1hb
Product: scaffolding CK1 anchoring protein Hb
Biological process (GO): intermediate filament cytoskeleton organization; protein localization to cytoskeleton; positive regulation of cell migration
Cellular component (GO): keratin filament
Molecular function (GO): protein kinase binding; keratin filament binding
Source: RefSeq, a predicted model, not a curated record
AAUAUGCCACCAGUCAACUUCCAAUAGUUUUCAACUGUCAGUUUUAACAGCAGUGAUAAUAGGAGGAGUUAGGAGGGAGGAAAGGGAGUGAGUUACUCAACUUCUUCCCUGUUUUAUCUCCCCGCGGUGUGGAAGAGCGCGGGCAAAGAGGUAGGUUUAGCAGACGCAGACAGGUCGGACUUGAGUAGUGUGGAGUUCCUGGGCGUUUUGAUCGGAUAGGGUGGAGUCCCAACCGGAGAAAGGAAUGUAAUACACAGACGAGCCGAGGAACACUAGUGGCAGUACCGCGGAAGGGAUAUACGGCCAUACACCGCGGUUCAAGCAAAAAAAGACAAGGUUGUCUACAGGUUGAUGCCCACUUGAGGGUUUGAGUCCCUUCCCCCUAACCCCGACCCCAUCAUGGCCCACCGGUCCCAGAGUUCGGACAUCGGGGACAACCCCCUGGACCCUAACUUCCUGCCCCCCCACUACAGAGAAGAAUACCGUCUCGCCAUUGAUGCUCUGGUGGAGACAGACCUACAGGGCUACUAUGAAUUUAUUCAGAAAGCAGAUGUGGUCAACUUUCUCUGUCAACCGGAAAUCGAACACAUCAAGACCACGAUCCAGACACCCAACCAGGCCCCGACCUCGAACAUACCGGAGCUGCCCUAUCAUGAGGCAGACGCUGACGGCUCGUCUGACACCUACUGGCCGAUGCACUCUGACACAGCAGCCCCGGGGUUGGACCUGGGCUGGCCCCUCCAGGCGCACAGCUUUAUCGGCCCCACCGAGGUCACGACCCUGGUCAACCCCAGCGAGCCCGACAUGCCAAGCAUCAAGGAGCAGGCCAGACGACUCAUCAAGAAUGCACAGCACGUCAUCGCUGUGGUGAUGGACAUGUUUACAGAUGUGGAUCUGUUUUCUGACUUGCUGGAUGCCGCGGCGCGUCAAGUCCCCGUAUACAUUCUAUUGGACGAACAGAAUGCCCAUCACUUCGUCUCCAUGGUGAUCAACUGUAAGGUCAACUUGGACCUUGUCCACAUGAUGCGUGUGCGGACGGUGGCGGGAGUGACCUAUUUCUGUCGGACAGGGAAGUCAUUUAAAGGACAGGUGAAAAACCGCUUUCUAUUGGCUGACUGCAGGGCCGUGCUCAGUGGAAACUACAGUUUCAUGUGGUCCUAUGAGAAGCUGCAUCGCUGCAUCGCUCAUCUCUUCCUGGGAGAACUGGUCACCACCUUCGACGAAGAGUUCCGCAUCCUGUUCGCUCAAUCACAGCCCCUCACUGUUGACCACGCCCUAGUGCCUUUCUCCUCUGACAGCAGCAGCAGCAGUUACUAUGGUAACCAGUUUGGCUUGAAGCGGACCCAGUCCCUGCGAAACCCUCUGGGUUUCCAACGACACACCCCCGAACUUCCGGCCUACCCUUUCGGAGGAGGAGAUUCCGAGCGCUCUGCGUUCCGAAGAGAUGACAUGUUCCGACAUACCAUAGACCCAGGAGGACUGAAUCUUGGGAAGUUUGCAGUGUCACAGCAGUUCAGGAUGCAGCAGAGCCGCUCCAUGGUCUCCAGGCAGAUGGAGAUAAGCGCCAGUGACUAUAAGAGGCACAGCUACACAGAGGGAACCCAGGAGAGCUACUCCUCGUCCAGACAGUACAUGAAGCACAGAGUUAUGAACAACCUGGAUGAGACAGAGCAGCACUACCACAGGGAGCAGAGCCAGUCCAGCCACUACUACCAGGGUGGUGAGGGACCUGGGUUAGGACCUGGGUCGGGGCUAGAAGGACCUGGCUCAGGCCAUGGACACUACGACAGGCUGAGGAACAGACCAGCACUGGACCAGUACUCUGACUCAGGCUACCCUUAUGAGGAACCUCCUGGUCCAGAGGGUUACGGCAGAGACUACUUCUCCUCUGAGGACCUGAAACAUGACCCGGGGCAUCCACCAGCAGGGGGAAGGUACGGAGGUGGCAGUGGCCACAAAAGGCCGACGGUGGGCCAGCCCUAUGCCUGCCUGUCGUCCCCCACCCAUCCGCACCCCCCAGAGAAGCAGGUGUUCCCCGUCCCAGCGGAGGCAGACCACGACCAGGACCCCAACGUCAGACAGGGCCUCCGCAGCUGGAGGAUCAACUCCUACCUCAGCGCCUACGGGGACACAGGAGAGGAGGGGCUGCCCCAACCUCUGGGCCCUGAUGCUUUCCAAGACCCUGAGUCUGAUGGGAAAUCGUACGCCCAUGAGGCAAGAGAGCCUCCGAAUGUCCCCUCCAAGCCUAGACCGGAUAUCCGACCGCUGCACUACAGCAAGCCCUUCAUGCCUGAGAGCAUGGGGAAGGACAGGGCUGAUCGAUGGACCACAGAGUGGGAGAGAGAGAGAGAGAAAGAGCGGGUGGUGGGGGGGAAGGAGGUGGGGGCAGACGUGGAGAUGCCGUCGUCGAGGGAGGCUCCGGGGGAGGUCUCGAUCUCCAAACACGAGACGGUCCGGAUGCGGGUCAACCCGAUGCUCCAGAGGAGUUCCCGGCUGCGCUCCUCCCUCAUCUUUUCCUCCUCCAAGACGGAGACCCACAUGGGAGGCCUGGGCAUGAAGGUGGCCAACGAGGAGGACGAGAAUUCCGACUCGCUCCGCACCACCUCCAUCGUCCAACAGAUCCUGGAGAAGCGACGCUCCUUGACCCGGGAACCCUUUGAGUGGAGGAAGAAGGCAGAGGAGAACGAGAGAGAGAAGGAGAAAGAAGAGAAAGAGAAAGAAAAGAAAGAGGCUUGGUUGAAAGAGGAGGCUGAGCCAAAGAAAGAGCCCCCCAAAGUAACCUCAGCCAGCAGAGAGGUGUCUAAGAACCCCCUGGCCGAGGUGGAGACCACGAAAGACACCCCAGCAUCUGCAGAUCCCCCCAAACCCCAGUCAUUUAACAUGAACAACCCUUCCAAUAGACUGCAGUACUUCAUGGAGCUGGCUGCUAAGAGGAACGCAUCUAAAGAGGCGGUGAUAAAAGAACCUCCUCAGAAGAAACCAGACCUUCCAGACACUCCUUCUUCCAGCACGACCGCCAUCACCUCGGUCCCCAAAGUCCCCUCAUUUUUCGUGACUGCUCCAGAGCCUGCCCCAAAGAAACCACAAGUCGCAGCCACACCAGAGCUAAAAUUUAAACCUCAAACCUCAAGUUUGAAAAUCUCAGAGCCUGCCGCUUCUACCACAGCUCAGAGAAAAGACAGCAGCUCGGAGUCACAGAGGAAAGAGAAAGAGCCCGGUAAGAUUCUAAAGCCAUUCCCUUCUCCGAAGAUCUUCAAGAGGGACACUCUGAAGCCGUUCAAGAGCUCCAACCCACGCCACGUCUCCUGUGAUGAGGAAAUGCUAACAACGGACGCCACAGACGCGGAGAAAAGCGAGCUGAAGAAGUCUCGCUCCAAAAGCUCGUCCAGUAUGUCACAGACCGAGUCUAAGGAGGGGCUCCACAAGAACCUGGGCUCCAACACCUCCCUCAACACCCUGGGAGGGGAGGGAAAGGCCGACACUAAGCCCCUAGACUUCCUCAAGAAGCAGACCCAAAGACUCAAAGGUUUCCUGGGACCCAAGGACAAGAAGAGCUCCGGUGGUGCGACAUCGGCAUCCAACGGAGACGAAAAGACCAUGAGAACUGUGCCGGAAAGCUCAGAGGAGCCUGUGAUCGCCGCUAAAAACCUGAGCUCCACCGCCGACGCUAAAGCCACAGACUAUGCCACCUCCGCAGCCAAUCACAAAGCUGCGUCCAAAACGACAGGUCUGUCACGGUACCAGAGCUCCAGUGGCUCAGUUCUGUUCAGUAGCAACCUGAGAGACGACACCAAGGUCAUCCUGGAACAGAUCUCUGCCAACAGCCAGAAGAACCGUCUGGAGCGAGGAGGAGGAGAGGAGGCUGGAGGGGAGAAGGACGUAGACGUAGCAGGGGAGAAAGGAGGGCUGGAGAGGGAGCCAACGCUUAAAAAGAACCGCUUCCAGAGGCCCCAGCCCAACCCUCAGGAGAGAGAUAGCCUCCUGAAGAGGAUCGAGAGCAUGAGGAAGGACAAGAAGGUCUACAGCCGCUUUGAGAUGGGGAAUAACCUGGGAUAACUAAAGAUGGCUGAGGAACAUAUUGACUGGAAGCUGAGUGUGUGUGUGUGGAGGACGUGCAAACACACACCAACAUGCACACACACACAUUGUUCACAUUCAGCAAUAUAUGUGCCAAACACAUCAUCAGAAGACCAGAGAGAGAGGGAGAACACACUGAACACAAGAACAGCAGAUACCUCCUGUGACUUCAGACUGCAGUCUUCGGAUGAUCAGACGAUACUGUACUAAACCUUUAAAAGACUGACUAUGAAACAUGAGAUGAAACUGUACCCAUAUAAGGCAAGCGUUGUCUGGUUGGUUUUUGCCUUAUAUGGACUUCAUGGGACAACUUUUCACCGAUUCACCACAACCCUUCGUCCACGCCUAGAGUGAGAGAGAGUGUAUGUGUGAGAGAAAGUGUGUGUUGUGUGUGCAUGUUUUACUGCAAGAAAGCAACUGAACACAUGCCCAGCCAUCAAACAUGCCUGUACAGAACAGCACACUCCCUGUGCCAGUCGUAUGUAUGUGUGUGUGUCUGUGUGUGUGGAAACUGGUAAUGCUGAAAGUAUGUCUGGGUUUACACUGUGCCAAUGGAGCGCCACGUCUCGUCAAACCCAGAGAACUAUUAUUAACCAGUCUCCACACUAAAGACAGCAGAGAGGGAGAGAGAGAAAAUGAUAGAGGGAGAGAGGAAAAAUACAGAUGAACCCAGCUAGCACAUUUGGUUCCUUGGAAGUUGUGGGAAUGUACGUUUUUUGUUUUCCAUUGGUUCUCGGAACAAAGCUAUAUGUUUCCUGACUGGUAAAACUGAACAUCUUUUAAACAUUCUAAGAACGGAAGUGAACAUUUUGCCUGUUCUGAGAACAUUUUUAAGUUGCAGGGAGGUUCUGAGAACGUUUUUACUGUGCUUCCUUGAAGGUUUUUAAGUUGCAGGGAGGUUCUGAGAACGUUUUUACUGUGCUUCCCUGAAGGUUUUUAAGUUGCAGGGAGGUUCUGAGAACGUUUUACUGUGCUUCCCUGAAGGUUUUUAAGUUGCAGGGAGGUUUAUGAGAACAUUUUACUGUGGUUCCCUGAAGGUUUUCUUGGGAGGUUUUAUUAAUGUUUUGUGAACGGAAAUGAUUAAUUAUUUGAAGGUAAUUAAAUAACGUUCUGAGAACAUGUUUCAAUCAUGCAAACACAUGUAUUUUCUUUAUUGUGGUAUGGCGUCAGUGAGAUUCAAACCUAUGAUCUUAUGUUCUCUAGCCAUGAGGUUUAAAAUACUUUUGUUGAUGCUGAAUGUAUACGUUUUUAAAUAACAUUCUUAGAAUGAUCUUUGAAAGCUAUUAAUGUUUUGUGUUUUUUAUGGAAAGUUUUCUUAAUGUUCUUAGAGCAUGACUUUAAAUAUAACAAUGAGGAAACCUGCAGACAACUUUACACUUAAGCACUGAAAUUCCACCUAAGAAACAUAUGGUUCUCAGAACCUUAUGUGCUAGCUGGGUAUCCUGCACCAUUCCCAGACCUUUGUUUGAAGGUUGAAUGCAAAAUAACCCUAGGACAACCACACUCUCACCAAGCUCUAAGAAACAUAUGGUUCUCAGAAUGUUAUGUGCUAGCUGGGAAAGGAGAUGGAAAGAGAUGGACCAACAGGGUAAGAUAAUUAGAUACUGUGUAUAUGGCUUGCAGGUCUUUACAAUUUUGUAUUUAUUAAUUAAAUCACCAGUACCUUAGAAGACAAGUUGAGAUUGAGACUGCUUCGUUGCAGCCCUGUGUGGAUGCAGGUACCUGGAAAACGUAGUGAGUUGGAUAGACAAAACAAAACCUUCACCUAAUCCGGUCAAGUCAGGUCAGACAUCUUUGAUGAAGAAACGUAGGGAAGAAGGAAGGAAGGAUGCAUUUCUAAAAUGUUGUAUUUUAUACAAGAGUAUAAAAACUUUCACGCCU